This is a messenger RNA of Effrenium voratum, 954 nucleotides long. The record is from the annotation of a GenBank genome assembly. Lineage: Eukaryota; Dinophyceae; Suessiales; Symbiodiniaceae.
AUGAAAGAAGCAAUCGCAUUGUCUCUGAGCAUCGAAGAGGAAAAGCUGCGGCAGAUAGCGGAGGAGCUUCCAAUUCCGCAGCUCCCGACGAGCGCCGGCUUCAUCUCGGCGCCUUUGGUUCCCCUGCCCCCGAAGCCCUUUACGGACAUGCCGGUUGUGCAGGUGGAGCCGAUGGCGGUGCCCAAGAAGCCCUGGGGCUUCACCUCGGCGCCUUUGAUGUCGAGGCCCCACUUGCCGCCGGCGCCGCCCCCGGCGCCGGCGGACCCGCCAGCAGCUGCGGCGGUUUCGGCGCCGGCGGCGGUGCCGCGGCUGCCGGGGCGCGCGGGGUUCAUCUCCUCGCCCCUGUGCCGGGCGCCGAGGCGGGUGGAUCCCCCGGCGGCCCCUUCAGAGACCCCGGCGUCUGAGUCCGCCCCAUCAGCCCCACCGCCGCCGCCGCCGCCGCCUGAGCCGGAGCAGGAGGAGGAGCCCUCCGUGGCGGGGGUGGAGAAGUACCGCGCCAACUUGGCGCUGUGGCGUCGCCGCGCCUCUCAGGUGGCCGAGAGUUCUCCUCGCGCGGCGGCGGAUGCGGCGGGGUUCUGUCUGGACGAUACGGGUCCCAGUGCGGAGGAGAGGAGGAGGCGGGCCGAGCACCUGAAGCAGCAGCGGGACCGGCUGCUGGAGAGGCGCACGCAGGAGCGCACGCAGCAAAUGCACGACUUCACCUCCGCGAGCGCCGCCAUGUCCAGCGAGGACUACGCGGCGCUGGGCCGGCGCCGGGUGGCGGAGCUCUCCGGGGCCGUGCGGGCGGAGGCGCCCGGCGCCGUGCCGCCGGAGGCCGCGGAGAAGCUGCGGCAGACGCUCACGCGCCAGCUGCUGCAGAGCCUCGCCGCGUCCAUACCGAGUGAUGCUUCGACCCUGGAAGAUCAGCUGAGUCAGUUGGAGUCCAUGCGAUGGGACCGCAUGUCCCCCCGCUGA